Molecule: messenger RNA, 2225 nt
Organism: Xenopus laevis (African clawed frog)
Lineage: Eukaryota; Metazoa; Chordata; Amphibia; Anura; Pipidae
Gene: snx7.L
Product: sorting nexin 7 L homeolog
Exons: 9
Coding region: 100-1428 (442 amino acids)
Biological process (GO): autophagy of mitochondrion; protein transport; reticulophagy
Cellular component (GO): phagophore assembly site; cytoplasm; early endosome
Molecular function (GO): phosphatidylinositol binding
Source: RefSeq, a predicted model, not a curated record
GCGCAGUGAGAGCAUUUGCAGCAGCCUGGGCGGGCUAAAAGAGGGUGUUGCGCCGCCCGCCUGUCAUCCAACGGGGGCACAGCAGCACCAAAGCCAGAGAUGGAGCCUGAGUCAGGGUCCAACUAUGUAUCGGGGUCUCCCGGGUGUCUGACUUCGGGGCACAGCUCCCUUUUAAGUCCGCUGCCCCUGUCUCCGGGCGCGCUGCAGUUUGAUGAAGACGAUGAUGAUCUGGAGGUGUUUAGUAAGGACAUGGCACUUACUGAUGGUAAUUCAUUUAGUCCUUUAAUGCUAGCCUCUCCAUCAUCCAUGAUAAAUCAAUAUAAAUUUGAAGAUGAGCCCGAUGUCAAGGAUAUUUUCAUUACUGUUGAUGAGCCAGAAAGCCAUGUAAAUGCAAUUGAAACAUUUAUUACGUACAGAAUUGCUACAAAGACAUCUCGCAGUCAAUUUGACUCAUGUGAGUUUGAAGUCCGGCGGCGGUAUCAAGAUUUCCUGUGGCUUAAAAGUAGACUGGAAGAUGCCCAUCCUACCUUAAUAAUACCUCCCCUUCCAGAGAAAUUCAUAGUUAGAGGAAUGGUUGAACGAUUUACUGAGGAAUUCAUCGAGACUCGAAGAAAAGCUUUACAUAAAUUUUUGAACAGAAUUGCGGAUCACCCAACAUUAACUUUUAAUGAAGACUUCAAGAUUUUCCUCACUGCUCAAGCAUGGGAGUUAACGUCUCACAAGAAACAAGGCCCUGGUCUCUUCAGCAGAAUGGGACAGACUAUCAAGGCUGUGGCUUCGUCUGUGAGGGGUAUUAAAAAUCGGCCUGACGAGUUUACAGAAUUAGGGGAAUACGUUGAUGCUUUCAGUCAAAAAAUAAAUGUACUUGAUAAAAUAUCCCAAAGAAUUUAUAAAGAACAAAAAGACUAUUAUGAGGAAUUGAAGGAGUACGGCCCUGUUUACACUUUGUGGUCUGCAUCUGAGGAAGAACUUGUAGACUCUUUCAAAGGGAUGGCUAGCUGCAUUGAUAAGUGCUGUAAAGUCACAGACACCCUGAAUUUGAAACUCUCAGGAGAAUUAAUUCCAAUCAUUCAUGAGUAUGUUCUGUACAGUGAAACCCUUUCUGGGGUGAUGAAAAGAAGGGACCAAAUUCAGGCUGAAUAUGAUUAUAAAGUGGAAGCUUCAAGCAAUAAAAAGGCAGAUAAUACAGACAAUCUUACAGAAGAGAUCGAGAAACUUGAAGAUAAAGUCGAAUGUGCAAAUAAUGCUCUGAAGGCGGACUGGGAAAGAUGGAAACAAAACAUGCAGACUGAUUUAAAAGGGACUUUUACUGAUAUGGCAGACUACAGGAUAAACCAUUUUGAAGAGUGCCUUGCCUUAUGGGAGUCGUUCCUUUCUUCUCAGACAUGUGAUUUUCAAAUGGACACAAAAGAAGAGGCGAAAUCCUGAAUCACUCCAAUUAAGUGUAUGCUCUACCACACAAUAUUGCUGACUGACCAAAGAUGUGUUUCUUAGCAGAGGCCAUUUUUAAGUUUAAUUAUUUCUAUUCCAUCUGAAGCUAAGUCACUACAAAGGCACUUGCCCAAACCAAGUGUUUUCUUCCAAUCCGAUGAACUGAUGGUUAAUUCAGGGAUCAAGUGUUCAGUUAUCAAGGUAUUCCAUAAUGUUUUAUAUGUGUAAAACAACAGUACGGUAUUUUGAAAGGGCUAUGUAAAUCAUGUAUGUUAUUCUUGAAAUUUUGUAUUUAGUGAAUGUUUUAAAUAUUAUGUAAAACAAAUCCUUUUAAUUAAAACAUAUUUCUUAUACUUCAUGUAAACUUUGUUCUAAAGUAUUUUAUUAUUAUUAUGUGGACAUGUACAUGGAGCAUAUUUCAUUGAUGCAUCAGCCUUACUGGCAUUAUAACUGUGCUCCAUGAGUCUAUAACAUGCCUCUGCACAAAUAUUGUGGUUGCAAUUUCUAUCCAGUGCCCUCAUGGGAUGGAGAAAAAAGUGGUUAGGUAUGCUUUCUAAGGCUGCAUUUAUAAAUGCAAAGGGAAACAACACACACAGAGUAGCAACAAUCUAAGUAAAAUACACUGAAACAGCAAUAUUUCCUUUAAAGAUUAUACACCGAGCCAAAUUGUCUAUAUGGGGCUGUGCCUAGAUGGGCAACCAAUGGAUGGGCAGUUUUUAUUUCUAUGUUUUUUUUUUAAAAGUAUACCUUCUGCACUGAUAUAACAGAGAAUAAAAUGCAAUUUUCAUACACAA